Messenger RNA from Cyprinodon variegatus (sheepshead minnow), 4439 nucleotides. It is a transcript of the gene lpar4, whose product is annotated as lysophosphatidic acid receptor 4-like. Gene Ontology annotation, molecular function: lysophosphatidic acid receptor activity. The transcript is spliced from 3 exons. Bases 405 to 1463 code for a protein of 352 amino acids. NCBI's taxonomy places the organism in Eukaryota, Metazoa, Chordata, Actinopteri, Cyprinodontiformes, Cyprinodontidae. Gene Ontology annotation, cellular component: membrane. Gene Ontology annotation, biological process: positive regulation of Rho protein signal transduction; phospholipase C-activating G protein-coupled receptor signaling pathway. The record is from RefSeq and is a predicted model, not a curated record.
CAUAGCGCACAGACGCUCGCGCGCGCAGCAGUACUGCAGCUGUAAUGCGGUUGAAACAGAGGGAGCGAGUCAGGAUAAAUGAAGGGAUUCGUUACCAGCUCACUAACUGAUCUUUCCACUCCGUGAAGCCAGCAUUCAGACUCGGAACAGAGAAAAAUCUGCAGCUCCAGACUUUGGACAGCUGUGCGUCUGCCAGGCUGAAGCCCUCAGUGAGGAGGACCAAGGAACAGCUGUGCAUCCUGACUGAAUCUUAACUCUGUGUGCCAAGAUGAGUUGGAGGGGACUUGAGUGGAAGCUUUUCUGUUGACACCUGAGAUCUCCAGAUUUGAAUGCCCCUUUCCUGAAGAUUAUUUUUCGUAUCUCUUCUUGUGGCAUUGAAGCUCCUGUCUGUUUCUCCUGUCACUAUGGCCAGCCUCGUGAUCAAUGAAACUGGAAUGGAGGAUUGUGGGAUUGAUGACUCCUUUAAGUACAACUUAUACUCCACAGUUUACAGCGUGGUCUUUGUUUCGGGCCUGAUAACCAACUGCGCAGCUCUCUUUGUGUUCUGCUUCCGGAUGAAAACAUGCAAUGAGACCACAAUGUUCAUGACUAAUCUCGCAUUUUCUGAUUUGGUUUUCGUUUUUACACUACCGUUCAAAGUCUUCUACAAUGUGAACCGCAACUGGCCUUUCGGAGACGGUCUCUGUAAGGUUUCAGGCACUGCCUUCAUCACCAACAUCUAUGGCAGCAUGCUCUUUCUCACCUGCAUCAGCGUGGACCGCUUCCUGGCGAUUGUCUACCCAUUUCGCUCACGCUCCAUCCGGACACGCAGGAAUGCUGCGCUCGUGUGUGCCGCUGUGUGGCUCACUAUAGUGGGCGGAGGAAUAUCGGUGACUUUCUUCUCUACCAUCAACAGCCGGCACAGAGCCACCACAUGCUUUGAGGGAUUCUCCAAAAACACCUGGAAGACCUACCUUUCUAAAAUCACCAUCUUCAUUGAGAUCGUGGGAUUUCUUUUCCCCCUCUUGGCUAACCUGGUGUGUUCUUCCUUGGUUCUUCGGACACUUCGCCGCCCAGUUAGUGCCGGCCAUGGUUGUGACAGCAAGAAACGUGUCCUGCGAAUGAUUGUCGUCCAUCUAAGCAUUUUCAUCAUCUGCUUUGUUCCAUAUAACUUCCUGCUCUUCCUGUAUGCCCUAGUGCGAACCCAGGCUCUGGCUAACUGCAGCGUGGAGCGAUUCGCCCGAACACUUUACCCUAUCACCUUGUGUCUGGCCAGUCUCAACUGCUGCCUGGAUCCUGUGGUUUACUACUUCACCUCAGAGAGCUUCAAGAAGAGCCUGACCAUAGGCAGCAAAGGGUCAGGCUCUCGUCCUGAGAGCAUCCCCCGAAGUGACAAUGAAUCGCAGGACACAAUAGUCCCCAGAGACACUCAGUCGGUGUCCAUUAACGGAAAAGACACCACAACUUCUGACAGCCAGCUAUGACUCGCCACAGAACGGGCUCCACUUGAGCCCUGAACUUGCAUGAAAAAGCAAUCAGCUGUUUAAUUGUGGAAGAGGAAAACAAAUAGCUCAGGAGAUUAGUUAAGUCCAGCGGCAUGGCCUGGGCUUUAUGGAUUAAUCCAGCAGUAGAGAAACCAGGAAUGUAUCUGUUUGUUUUAACACACACAUCCAUACCAGGACUCCUGUGAUUGUUCUCAAAGAGCCACUGAGAGAUACUCUAGUCACACAAACACACCAAUCCUGCCAUAGUAUGGAGAAUUUUACCCAAAUUGUUGAAAUAAGAUUAUUAGUGUAAGAUGAUCUUUUUUAGGUCUGAGCUUUUCCAGUGCUUUAGAUGUGUGGUCAAUUCUGGUCUUACUAUAAAAGGCAGUAUUAUGUUGACCUGCUGGAUUAAAUGUUUGUCUGUUGAGGUUUCAUUUCAUUAAGUCUAUUUUUUAUUUUUCUCUAAUGGUUCUUGGUAUCAUUUAUUUCACCCAAUUCUAAUUUUUUUCACGCUGGUUCACCAAGUGGCCAGCAGAGCAGACGAUCUUAUUUUUUGAAGGAAAUUGGCUUGUGUGCUGUGUCACAGGGCAAAUGCUUAUUAUGACUUGAGCAAUGGUCCAUUGUUUGCUUGUGAAUGAGGUCUCUUUACCCUAAUCUGGCUUUAGACUGCAGAUCUACUCAAAGUCUUUUACAGGCAGCAAAUAUGCUCACAUUCCAAAGUAUGGAUGAAACUUUUGCCUGUUUACCCCAAAACUGCCAUCUUGCACAAUAUUAAUUGCUAAACUUUUGUGCAUUACCAGGAGGAUAUAAAGUGUUGAAUUUAAACACUUUGAUUGGUAAUCUUCUCUUCUUCAGAAUGAUGGAGAGAGAAGCUUUUUAUUCUGGCUUCAUAGCAUCUUCAGGAACAAACAAGCUGCUGCAGACAUUCACAUUUUAACCUAGAAUUUCAUUGCAUUCUAUAAGAAGAUCAGAAUGAUCAAUUAACAUAGUUUAGAUCAGGGAUAAAGUUAGGGUGUACGUUUUUAAAGAUAUAAACCAAAAGAAAAGCUUAAGUUUUGGCCACUACUGUUAGUCAUGUUCCUCAUAAAUCUGCUGUUUAUGUAAGAGUAGCAGGAAGAAAGCAAUUGUUGUAGAAAAAAGCAUAAACAUGAGAUUAGCUUUUUGCUACAAGCCAUUUAGACCCAGUAAACAUAUGGAAGGAUAAGCGAUGAAACCAAAAAGUGACUUUAUUUGUACACGCUGAAAGAAAUGAACUGUAUUUUGGUCAAAUUAUAUUUCUAUGUUUUGACAAUUUUAAAUUUGUGAUUCUGAUCUGAAGCCAUUUUUUCAGUUAACCUAGAAUUAAAAAAAAUCAUACCAUGGAACAAAAUAGCUAUUUAUUAGAUUAGUAUUAAUAAGUUAAUAUUUACUUGGUAACAAUUAGACUUUGUUCAUACAGCCUCCUGAAGUCACUUUGUUUAUAUGUGAUCUGGAUCUGAUCUUUUCAGGACAGUCUGAACAACACAGAUCCAAUGCGACCCACUGGGCUCUGUGGUUCUGAAUCCGAUACGAAUUUGAUCUCUUCAAAUACGACCUGCGUCUGAAUGGCCAGGUCACAUUCAACUGACCUCAAUGCCGUUAAUUCUCAACAAAGUCAUGAUUCUGCGUCUUUCUAUGCAGAAGCAGAAAGAAAAAUAACCAUGGAGGACGAUGAUGCGGAGAGCAGUCUUUAUUUUCAACCUUCUUGAAAAGACUGUGUUAUUGAUGCGCUGGCCGAGGUUGAGAAAGAAACGAAAAAUCGCAAAUGCUGUUCUGCACCACCACCCAUGUUUACUUUUGUCUUUCAAAUCUUUAUUUCAAUUAAAGAAUAAACAAGUACAGGAAACCACGUUCACUUGCAUAAACACAGAGCAUGCUCACUACUUGUGACGUCAUUGCGUCCUCUACUGCACAUGUGGAAUACUAAAGUUAUGUGCAUUCACACAGGAGAUCACAUAAAAGUUGCAUAUAUUUGAAAAUGUGAACAAACACGAAAAAGAAUCGGAUUUCAUAAAAACUCUGAAUUGAUCAUCAAGGCCUGCAGUGUGAACAUAGCCUUGCAAAUAUCUACUUCUAGUUUAAAUCCAAAUGCCUCAAAUUGGUAAGGACACUUAAGCCACGGCGAAAGUAAGCGGACGGCCCAAGUGUAAUCUGAAUAGUGCUAGCAGUACGGAAGGAUCUAGGACGGGGAAGCAGUCUGCAUCCUAGCACUGAUUCGGUUAGCAUAGGACCUCCUGACCUAAAUAUAGUUUCCCACAAUUCUAACAGAACAUUUAGUCACUGCCCACUGCAUACAUAUUUAUAACGUUUACUUUGUGUGACACAUGCUAAGAUGAACAUGUUCACCUCUUAUAAUAGGAGAGCUUCAGCCUUUGUCACCCAAUAACCUCCAUAAAACUGAAGCUGUCCAGAUUGAACACAGCAGUUCCUUUUUUACCCCGGAUAGUGUUCUUACUGUUGACCCUUGAAAAGGUGAAGGAAAAGGAGCUAGAAACAGCAGAAGCUUUAAUUGAAGUCUUUGGAUAGAGUCAAAAGUAAUCGUAUCAAAUUACAGUGGAAUCUGCUUAUAGUGAUCACAUUGGUCCAAAGCCAGUUUGAACACUAUAACGGUUGAUUACUAUAUCUGACUUUAACACUAUUUCACUUAUUUUUUAUGCAAAAUAUCACCUAAAUGACAUUUCUGUGGUUUUUCAAUGGUGAAAACUGAAAUGAAAUGGACAGCUUCCGCAUUUACUGAAUUUUAUUACAGUACCAUGCAGGUUUAUAUACAGUAUACUGGGCUGGUACUCUGGUAGCCUGGUGCCGCCGGUGCGGUUUUGUUUUUAACAAGUCUUAACUUUGAAACAAAUGGUUUCAUAGAACAACAGUUGCGCAGUGGUUAGCGCACACGACCGACGUAUGGAGGCCUAGUCCUCGACGUGUGGUUCGAAUCUGGCCUGUGGUCCUUCCCCGUAUGUC